This is a messenger RNA of Nerophis ophidion (straightnose pipefish), 4480 nucleotides long. Its product is annotated as leucine-rich alpha-2-glycoprotein-like. Gene Ontology annotation, molecular function: protein binding. The coding region runs from base 228 to 1256 and encodes 342 amino acids. NCBI's taxonomy places the organism in Eukaryota, Metazoa, Chordata, Actinopteri, Syngnathiformes, Syngnathidae. The record is from RefSeq and is a predicted model, not a curated record. The transcript has a single exon.
GUACAAAUUGUGCAAAAACAAGGUAACUAACAUCUUGCGAUAGCUUGUCAAUCACUGAUUAGACGGCUGUGGAAAUGUUUGCUCGGUUUUGUUUGCCUAUUGCAACAUGAUGCCCUCUCUGCUCCCGUCUGAUGUGGAUUCAUUUGGUGGGAAACUGGUUUCUAAGGGAAGGGAUGAACGGUCGCUAAUUCAGAAUUGAAUCCUACGGGUCUUUUUAGUGCUUAAAAAUGAGCUUAAGGCUUUUUCUCAUGGUUUUUGUUUUGACCACCUGUGGCAUCCGUGCUUGCCCGCACUCGUGCUCCUGCUCCUUUUCACCUCGGGGCGCCGAGGUGGAGUGCAGUGACACCUCCAUGACGUCCUUCCCCGUGGACGCUUUACCUCCCAACACCACUCGCUUAUCCGUCCAGUCCACCCAGCUCAGCGCCGUAGAACCCCAUCAUCUGGGCGCAGUGACCCUUCUGAGGAGUCUCCAGCUGUAUCACAACAAACUGGACAAGCUUCCUUGGGAUCUCCUGAGGAACACUUCCCAACUGACCACUUUGGAUCUCACAGGUAACCUUCUCGUACGAUUGCCUCCAAAGAUCUUCGACCAGAAGUCUCUGCGCAACCUGCUCCUUAAGAACAACCGCAUUGAAGAAGUCGAUGCUGAGUGGUUCUCGGAAACCAGCAGCCUCAUUCAGCUCGAUUUAUCCAGGAAUCUAUUAUCCCGCAUCCCGUCUGUUUUUCUGCACAAACUGGAACACCUAGAACAUCUUGACCUGAGCCAUAACAACCUUGAAGAACUCCAAGCAGGAGCCUUGGAGAAACUACACCAGCUGGACACCCUUAACCUCGCCAGGAACAAACUGAGCACCCUGAACCAUUCGCUUUUCAAACACAACCAGAGGCUUUCAAGACUGUUCCUGCAGGAGAAUCAUCUCAGGGAGCUUCACCUGGGACUCCUCUCGGGUCUUCCCCGCCUUCAGAUGCUUCUUCUCAACCAGAACCAGCUCCAACGUCUCCCCCAAAGCCUGCUGGGUGGCACGAACUCUACUUUCCAGAUGAUUCUGACUGGGAACCCGUGGCUGUGCGAUGAGAAGAUCGACUAUCUGCGGCGAUGGCUUAUCGACCACCCUGGCAAUGUCUUCUUCUUGGACGAGGUCACUUGCACCGGCCCGGAAACUCUCAAAAAUAGACCGGUGGCAUCUUUAACAGGACAUGACCUUGGUCUUGUCGGAGAUGAGGAAUUGGCUCAUUUUCUGGAUAAACACGAUUGAAAAUGAUCAUAAACCCCGCCUUUCGCCCAAAUGCAGCUGAGAUAGGCUCCAGCAACCCCAAAAGGGACAAACGGUAGAAAAAAAAUGGAUGGAUGGACAAUACAAAUACACUACCUAGUGGCGGUGCAAUUUAGUGUAUAAAUCAACACCAAAAUACUGUGCACACUAAAAAAUGCUGGAUUAUUUUGAUAACCCAAUUUAUGAGUUGCUUGUGUUGGGUUAAAUUCUGGAGUUAUUUUAAUGAAUAGCAAUCCAUUUUUUGGGUUAUAAGGAUAUUAUUUCAACUCAUUUCCUGGGAUUGAAAAAUUAACCCAAAAUGUUGAGUUAAAAUAACUCAAAUAAGGGGUUUGUCCUUUUCUGAACCGGCAGUCGGGUUAAAAUUGGGUUAUUUUGAUAACCCAAUUUAUGGGUUGCUAGUGUUGGGUUGAAUUUUGUUAUUUUUAUGAAUAGCAUUCCAUUUUUUGGGUUAUAAGUAUAUUAUUUCAACUCAUUUCCUGGGAUUGAAAAAUUAACCCAAAAUGUUGAGUUAAAAUAACUCAAAUAAGGGGUUUGACCUUUUCUGAACCGGCAGUUGGGUUAAAAUUGGGUUUUUUUGAUAACCCAAUUUAUGGGUUGCUAGUGUUGGGUUGAAUUUUGUUAUUUUUAUGAAUAGCAUUCCAUUUUUUGGGUUAUAAGUAUAUUAUUUCAACUCAUUUCCUGGGAUUGAAAAAUUAACCCAAAAUGUUGAGUUAAAAUAACUCAAAUAAGGGGUUUGUCCUUUUCUGAACCGUCAGUUGGGUUAAAAUUGGGUUUUUUUGAUAACCCAAUUCAUGGGUUGCUAGUGUUGGGUUAAUUUUUGUUAUUUUUAUGAAUAGAAAUCAAUUUUUUGGGUUGUGAAGAUAUUAUUUCAACUCAUUUCCUGGGUUUUCAAAAUGAUGAACCAUUUCUGGGUUGUUUUUCAAGUAGCAACGCAUUUUUGGGUGAAACAAUUUUGUUUAAUUAAAGAUAUACUUUUUCUUGAAGGGAAUUUUAUUAUGGAUUAACCUCAUUUACAUUAUUUACAAUCACCCAGCAUUGAGUUAGCAUAACUCAACUUUUGGGUUAAAUAAUUCAACCAAAUAGUUAGGUGGUGAAUAACCCAACAUUUAGUUGGCAUAACCCAACUUUUGGGUUAAAUAACUCAACGCAAAAGUUGGGUUGAAAAAUUAACCCAAAAUGUUGAGUUAAAAUAACAUCAAAUAAGGGGUUUGUCCUUUUCUGAACCGUCAGUUGGGUUAAAAUUGGGUUUUUUUGAUAACCCAAUUCAUGGGUUGCUAGUGUUGGGUUAAUUUUUGUUAUUUUUAUGAAUAGAAAUCAAUUUUUUGGGUUGUGAAGAUAUUAUUUCAACUCAUUUCCUGGGUUUUCAAAAUGAUGAACCAUUUCUGGGUUGUUUUUCAACUAGCAACGCAUUUUUGGGUAAAAGGUUUUGUUUUGUUUAUUACAAAAGAAAGUUGUUUCCUGAAGGGAAUUUUAUUAUAGAUUAAUCUUACUGCCAUUAUUUACAAUCACCCAAAAUUGAGUUAGUGUAACUCAACUUUUGGGUUAAAUAAUUCAACCCAAUAGUUAGCUGGUGAAUAACCCAACAUUUAGUUAGCAUUACUCAAAAGUUUUGUUGAAUAAUUAAACGUAAAAGUUGUGUUGAAAAAUUUACCCAAAAUGUUGAGUUAAAAUAACUCAAAUAAGGGGUUUUUCCUUUUCUGGACCAGCAGUAGGGUUAAAAUUGUUUUUUUUUUUGAUAACCCAAUUUAUGGGUUGCUAGUGUUGGGUUAAAUUUCGGAGUUAUUUUAAUGAAUAGCAAUCAAUUUUGGGGGUUAUAAGGAUAUUAUUUCGACUCAUUUCUUGGGUUUUCAAAAUGAUGAACCAUUUCUGGGUUGUUUUUCAACUUGCAACGCUUUUUGGGGUAAAAUGUUUUGUUGUUUUAUUUAAAAAGAUGCUUUAUUCUUCAAGGGAAUUAGAUUAUGGAUUAAUAUUGUUUACAUCAUUUACAAUCGCCCAACAUUGAGUAAGCAUAACUCAACUUUUGGGUUGAAAAAAAUUAACCCAAAAUGUUGAGUUAAAAUAACUCAAAUAAGAGGUUUGUCCUUUUCUAAACCAACCAAUUGGGUUAUUUUUUAACCCAACAUUCUUUUAGUGUGUAAGCUCUGUAGUUUUUAGAUCUUUGUACGCGUCAAAGCCGGGCCAAUAAAUCAAUUUCAUGGAACGGUAAAAGAAAGUGGACUUUGCCAUGUUUGUGUGUUUGUUUGUUUACUUCAUAUCUUUCUUCCAAACAGGGUGCAAGAGGUUUCACUCUGUGCCUCGCUCCAUGAGUUUGUUCAAUAACAGAAUCAAAUAAAUAGAGUGAAUCCUCUUGUCAGUCAUCCACAAGAUUGUGCUCGGGGAAAAUAAUUCCACUUCGAGAUGUUCAAUAUUUAUUUAAAUGCAUUUUUUCCCUAGCAGAGAUUUAGAGAAGGGAUGUGCAGGUCGAUCGGCCAAUUUUGACUGAUUUAAAAAAUGCUCGCCCUCUGGUCAACAUAUGAAAUAACAAGUCCGUGUAAAAAUUUGAAGUGCUCUCUGUCAGGUUCAAACACCGAUGACGUCUAUUAGACGAGACAAGAAGCAAGGAAUCAGACCGAGACAGGAUUCAAUUUUGCUCAUAAGAAUAGCCCGUGCACUUGUACCCUCGUACAAUGUCGCUCCACGUCUCAUCAUUUAUUUGGGCAUUCCCUAAUUACAUGGCUGCAGCUGUUUCUAAGGGGAAGGAGGUCAUAAACAGCUGCCGCACUCGGUCAUAAACAGUUUAAAGAAAAGGUGCCUGAAGCAGUGUCAGGUCUGCUCCCUCUCCCUGCUUUGUAGCUCUCGGGUCAUGACAAGGUCUUCCUGUGGCUGUCCGAUAGAUCAAAGAAGCCGACACCUCCACGUCGCAUCCCAUCGCGCACAGUGGAGGUUUACAAGCGGUAGGCCUUUUGCUUGAUGAGAACAAAGGGCAGCCUGAACUCAUGGGAAAACAAGUUGUGUGAUAACUUAUACACAAUUAUUCUGACACUUCCCCUCUGGUCAACGUAUGAAAUAACAAGUGUGUGUAAAUAUUUGAAGUGCUCCCCGUCUGGUCAACAUAUGAAAUAACAAGUCUGUGUAAAUAUUUAAAGUGCUCCCCCUCUGGUUAACAUAUGAAAUAACAAGUUUGUGUAAAUAUUUGAAGUGCUCCCCUUCUGGUCAACAUAUGAAAC